Verticillium dahliae VdLs.17 is the source of this 342-nucleotide messenger RNA. RefSeq lists its product as uncharacterized. The coding region runs from base 1 to 342 and encodes 113 amino acids. NCBI's taxonomy places the organism in Eukaryota, Fungi, Ascomycota, Sordariomycetes, Glomerellales, Plectosphaerellaceae. The transcript has a single exon. The record is from RefSeq and is a predicted model, not a curated record.
AUGCUAUAUAAGAACGAAAAGCAAAACUCCAACGCCGGGCCCACGACAGCAUCGUCAGUGCGCCGACUGAUCGGUGCAAAGGUGCCUUGCGGCAAUCAUCAUCGGGGCCAGCUCCUCCCAACGCCGGUGCCCAAGGGCUCGGCCUUGAAGUCUUCUGCCUCCAAGGUUUCCGGUGGCUCGAAGGGUGGUUCGGCCAAGCGUUCUGCUCCGGCCCGGGCCUCUGGCCGCCCGGAUAAGAGGGUUCGGCCGACCCCCAAGAAGGUCGUUCGGAUUACCAGUGAUGGCCGGGAGGAGGACGAGCUGACCUUCAACGGUUCGGAGGCUGGUGAGGAUCUGGAGUAG